GAAACGCAGAUUUUUGCCGUGACAGUGCCAGUUGUGUGAUUACACCCUCGCGAUGUCAGCUCGUACUAUUGAGGUUAAAUACAACAUGUUCAAAUCGGGAUUCCCUUUUUUCGACAGGGGUGCGUUACGACCACAAAUUGAUACUUCGUUUAAAGAGCUCGCAACAUGCCAAAAGUGACAUCUCACCCAAACUUCUGUCGAUAAGUGUUUCGAUUGUUUUUCGUUUGACUAGUAUGUUGUUCUGUUUCAACCGCUUAUACAAAGUGCAUCCCGCAGUACACCAGUCCUUCUUGAUUAUUGCAAUCUCUAUAACUAUUUAUAUCAAUAUCGUGGCGUGCCAUCGCCCGGUGUCUUCUGUUUUGAGGUGGGGAUUUGGGGGACUUUGAAUCUGUGUUGGUGUCGUCAGGGAUUCGCGCACUUCCGGUAACUUCGUACUUCUAAUAAAUAGAUCUAUCAUUUUAUUAGAGGAUCACUUUUAGCCGCUGACGUUAUAGAGAUCAUCACCUCGUCUUCCUUGAACUAUAGUAGAUGUUCUCGAGCUACCGCGAUCGAGAGGAUCAAAAGUAGCUAGGCUUAAUUCUGUCCUGACGUGGAUAAAUCAAGAUGACUGAUGCGGGCUUGAAGAAGGGUUCGUUCGUUUUCAAAGGAGGCGAACGGUCUCUGAUAAUGGAUGCCUUGUCGGACCAGCCAGGGGAGCUGAUGAAGACUGAGAGUCCCAACUUCAUUUGCUCUCUCCUCCCACCCCACUGGCGGAGUAAUAAGAGUUUGCCGGUUGCCUUUAAAGUUUUCUCCCUUGGAGAGACGAAAGAUGGAACAAUUGUGACCAUUGGAGCGGGGAAUGAUGAAAACUGUUGUGCUGAACUGAAAAAUAACAUAGCAGUCAUGAAAAAUCAAGUUGCCCAUUUCAAUGACCUGCGUUUUGUUGGAAAAUCAGGCCGGGGGAAAAGCUUCACACUGUCAAUAUUCGUGUGCACGAACCCUCCUCAGAUUGCUACGUGUAACAGUGCUAUUAAGGUAACUGUCGAUGGACCAAGACCUAAACGACCCAAGUCCAAGCCAGACCACGAACCUCGAUGCGUCUCUUCCCUCAUCGAUGCAAGCCACGCCCAUUCUUGUGGGGUAGCUAUCUCUCACAACCAUGGCAACCAGAUCGGAAGACAGCAGGCAUUCAUGAACCAGGGAUGGAUGCCCGGAUGUUAUCCUCUAUCUUCGAUUUCUACUGAUACUUCCCAGCCUGGAAUUUAUACAAGUCCAUAUCUAUCAUCGGGUCAACAUCCUACUGACAACCCAUCUACUCAUCUUCCGCAAAUAAAGUCAGAACCAUCGGAGAUAAACUUCAUCCAGCAGAACUACCCACAGUUCAUCUACCCAACGCAACCUGAGGGUGUACCCUUCAGCCCUCCUACAAGCACCAUCUCAAGAGUAACAACCGAAGAAGAUCCACAGCGGGGCAUCUUGCCGAUAGCACCAAAUCAACUUCCCUUGCCGUUUCAGCCUGCUCAGAAUGUCUUCCCCAGCUCCAAUGCUGUUCCGGUGACUUCAUCACCAUAUUCAAUUUACCCCCACCUCUAUCUGUCAUCCUCUUCAUCUCAGUAUUGCGGUGGUUCUCUGAACAUGCUCCCAUCAACAAUGUCAGAUGAACACCGGAAGCUGGAGGACGAAGAACCAGCUAAUUGCAUUUCCAUGGAAACUGCAAUUCACCUUCCUCAUUCCGCUCCGGAGAUGUCUCUGAGUUUCGGAGGACAUCCGCAAAACCCGAAUGAACUUGAUGAUGCAAAAACAACAGACGCACAUGGCAUCGGAAUCGAGAUCAUUCAACAGCAUCCUCAAGGCAUCACUAACAUAGCGCCAAUCCAACAAACUGUUCUGGGACACUUCCCACUCAUGUCAGAUUCGAGAAAAGAGGAGUUUUGGCGACCAUAUUAAAGAAUCUUUGAGCAGGCACAGAUCCGAGGAAGCACUCAGCUUAUGAAAAUCAUUUAUCCAUAUCUGCUGCUUAGCUUACUUUUCUUUUAGACAGGAAUAGUUUAUGCGAUGGGAAGGUUGACCAACAUUGGAAAUCGACCAUUUCGUGGAAAUGACACCUUCCAUGAUAAAAAUAUCGUACCGAAAAACUAUUUUCUUCUUAAUCUUGUUUUCUAAUCUUUCGUGUUUAAAUUAUUCAUAUUUAGUAUUUAUCUGUAAAAAUUGAGUAGAAUUGGAUAGAAAUUGAUUUUGAUCUGAUCGUCACGGGUUCAUAGUUUGUAUAUUAAAUGAAUGAAUUGGCAUGACGAUAUAUUGUUUGUAUAGCCAAUGUCCAUCAAUGACAGGUACAGAUGAGAUACAACCGGUACAUCGAUAUCUUCGUCAACAUGGUGCUCAAGAUCGCAAGUGCGUGUAUAUAAUUUAGUUUUUACAGACAUAUGCAUCAGUCAGCAUGAUCAGGGUUUUUGCGAAGGGGACGAAUUCUACAACACGGAAAAUUCAUUGUCAAAAGCCCUUCAUGACAAGGCAGUCUUUGUCGAAAAUCUGUGAAUCAAAACAACAGUUUCGUUCUGGACUCUACUGGACAAUCGACAGUCAUUUGCAAUUUUUCGUCAACUCUGAAUCUUACGAAGAUCUGCUGUCCGGGUUCACCAAAUUUUCUACAAAAACCUUUCAGCUGUUCAUUGUGAUUUUACAUCUGGGACCGACCUUUAACGUUACCAUCCGAAAGACGUGACCAGGGCUCGAACCUCUGCAUCCAUUUCCAAUAGCAGAUACUUGGGACAAAACCCAGUGCUGAUAAAAGUGUAUCUUUAUGUGCAUGACAACGCCGUUUUUUCUCGGAUUAACUCGGAAGGCGUGAGACCAGGGGAGCGUUUUCAUGAAAGGACUUGUCGGACGUUUUAUCCGACAGUUACCAUAGUAACAGUGCUCCUCAGCCAAUCUAAAUCAAGUGAAGUUGUCAGAUCUGACAACUUGUCGGACAAAAAAACAUUGAUGAAACGCUCCACAGGCCGUGUCAGAUGGCCUGGUGCAAGCACUAAACUAAAAACUGUUGUGCACGGGCGAUGCUGUGAAGAUGGGCCGACUGCCCCUCCUAUUUUCCAAGUUUGAUAUAAUCAAAUUAAAUUAAUUCAUUCAACUUGAUCUAGAAACGGUAGACCCCCCCCCCCCCCUUCCGUCCCCAAACCAUAGCUUGUGACGACGGGGGGGGGGUCCUUUACAAAUAUAAACAAAUUCAAUUUAAUUAGUGAAGAAAAUCAGAAAAUAAAAUAGAAGAAAAAAACAUAAAAAGAUAUCUGGGUGGUGUAACUUUAUAUUGUCCCCGUAAUUCAUUAUUUAUGAGAAAAAGUUACGUCCCCUGGCUUUAGUUCGUCUUGUCCCGCCCCCCCCCCCCCCCCCCGCUGCCCUCUCUUUUGAAAUACCCUGGCAUACGUGUACACGUAUAGAUACUACAAUUGAUUUGUCAUUAUUUUCAUAUCCAUCUCAAAGAUUAUGUAACGCAUGAUUUGUAAAUUGUCACUUUUCUCUGAUCAUUAAAAGCUACAUUUUUUAAACUUCA
Lytechinus pictus (painted urchin) is the source of this 3526-nucleotide messenger RNA. RefSeq names its product runt-related transcription factor 1-like. Gene Ontology annotation, molecular function: ATP binding; DNA-binding transcription factor activity, RNA polymerase II-specific; RNA polymerase II cis-regulatory region sequence-specific DNA binding. The coding region runs from base 604 to 1926 and encodes 440 amino acids. Gene Ontology annotation, cellular component: nucleus. Lineage: Eukaryota; Metazoa; Echinodermata; Echinoidea; Temnopleuroida; Toxopneustidae. The record is from RefSeq and is a predicted model, not a curated record. The transcript has 4 exons. Gene Ontology annotation, biological process: regulation of DNA-templated transcription.